AUGCGUGGAUAUUGGAACUGGUAUGCUGACGGGCCAGACGCGGAGUUGCUGGGGUGGUGGUAUGGUGCGGCUGCCAGGAUCCAGGGCCUCCCGCGAGACCCCAUGCUCCUGCUGCUUGCCCCUGGCCUGCCCGGCGACCUGGAGGCAAGACAGGCUUUCGAGAUCGCCCUGGGCGAGAAGUUGGCUGCCAAGGCCCCCACGCGCGGCAUGGAAGACCCCUCUCACUUUACCAGUGACCUUGUCGACUUCAACGGCAUCGACCCGUACCCAGACACCCUUGAAGACGAGGUGGUUGUGGCAACCACGGAGCUCCCACCCACCUCUCAUCAAUCGUACUCGUCGAUGAACCCUUCCGUCAUCCCCAGCCCGCGCUCUUCCUUGGGUCGGUCUCCCGUCAUGCCUUUCCAGGACAUUUCAUACAGUGACCAGGUCUGCGAUCCAAGCCUCCUCGCAAACAAGGGAGCUGUCUCGACAAGAAGCAAGGUUUCGGAGCCAUUAACACCAGCCUCCUUCGAGGCGCGAGGAUCAAUUAGCACCAAAUCGAGCUCCAAUUCCAUUCCCUCACUUCAAGAAUCUCAUAACAUGGCACCGGCCCGGAAACUUUCACAUGAGGGCUCGGAGCCUCCAAAGAAGCGAGCCCGUCAGAAGCAGUCCAAAUCUGUCAAGCAAGAAUCGGAAGAUGAGGAAGAGGACGAGUCGACGGAGAAGCGGAAGAAGUUUCUUGAGAAGAACCGAAUUGCCGCGAGCAAGUGUCGGGAGAAGAAGAAGAAAUGGGUGCAUGAAUUGGAAUAUAACAAGUCUCAACUGGAACGCCACAACAUGGACCUCCGCUUGGAGCACCGCGGCUUGAUCAAUGAGCUCAACCAGACGAAGAGCAUGCUGAUGAGUCACGCGGACUGCAAUGAUCCUAACAUCACCGAGUGGUUGAAUAGCCAAGCACGGAGAAUUGUACAGGCCACUGGUUCCAGCAUGUUCUCGAUGCCGAAUCCACUUUCUGCGUACCCACCUCAAGGCCAACACCGGAAUGGCAGCAACAUUUCUGGAGGCUCCUUGGUCGAUCUUGACCCAACAUCGCGCCGGGCGAGUACGUCCUAUUCGCAGGAAUAG
Molecule: messenger RNA, 1107 nt
Organism: Diaporthe citri
Lineage: Eukaryota; Fungi; Ascomycota; Sordariomycetes; Diaporthales; Diaporthaceae
Exons: 5
Coding region: 1-1107 (368 amino acids)
Biological process (GO): regulation of transcription by RNA polymerase II
Molecular function (GO): RNA polymerase II cis-regulatory region sequence-specific DNA binding; DNA-binding transcription factor activity, RNA polymerase II-specific
Source: RefSeq, a predicted model, not a curated record